This is a messenger RNA of Triticum turgidum subsp. durum (durum wheat), 297 nucleotides long. The record is from the annotation of a GenBank genome assembly. NCBI's taxonomy places the organism in Eukaryota, Viridiplantae, Streptophyta, Magnoliopsida, Poales, Poaceae.
AUGGGUGCCAAGGGUGUACUUAACAUUGUUUGGGUCAAUGUUAGCAACAUCCCUUUGGACAAAAGAUGUGAAAAAAAUAUUGCAUAUGUUGGAUCUUUGGUGGGUGUAACUCUAGACAUUGAUAAGUCUACUGUCAACGGACCCGAGUCGGUCAGGAUCAAACUGGGUUGUAGAGAUGCUGAGGACAUCCCAGCUAAGGCAGAGGGGGUAUUGGGAGAUCAUUUUUAUGAUUUCUUCUAUUCAGUGGACAAAAUCCUUGUUAAAAAUACCCCAAAAGAAAAAGUGUCAGUACCUUAG